Molecule: messenger RNA, 1473 nt
Organism: Cladophialophora psammophila CBS 110553
Lineage: Eukaryota; Fungi; Ascomycota; Eurotiomycetes; Chaetothyriales; Herpotrichiellaceae
Exons: 6
Coding region: 1-1473 (490 amino acids)
Source: RefSeq, a predicted model, not a curated record
AUGGAGAUGAUUGUGGUUGAUGUCCUUGUUUGCGGAGGCGGCAUGUCCGGGUUGGCGUGCGCUGCGUUCCUGGCCGAGGCCGGAGCAAAGGUUCUGGUUGUCGAGAAGCAGCCUCAUCUUGGCGGCUCUUCAGCCUAUUCUGCUGGCAUGUUCUGGGGUCCUCGAAACUACGACAGCCUGAGAUCUUGGGUACCGGAUGGGGAUCCAGACCUCCAGCGUUCCUGGCUGUCUGACUAUUUGCCUGCUGUUCAAUGGAUGAGGGAAAUGGGCGUGCCCACGUUGGACCGGUUCGGGCCUAUCAUGACAAUAGGCAUCGGGUAUCCCAUCAAGAUCCCAUAUCUUCUUGAUCUGCACCAAUCACGUAUCAAGAACAGCGGGACGGGCUCUGAUAUCCUCACAAACACGCAGGUGGUGAAGUUGAUCCAAGAAGAACCUGGGGUUCCCGGUUCCCAGGUCAUCGGGGCCAUUCUGCAGCGGUCAGACCCCCGAUCCUCGACGUCCACGUAUGUUGAGGUGAGGGCUAAACGAGUGGUUUUAGCCACUGGUGGAUUCCAAGGAUCGCCCGAUCUGACGUCAAAGCAUUUCGGGCCCGGAGCGGACAAUAUCUUCGUCCGCUCGAAUAGAGGAUCUGUGGGGGAUGGCCUGAAUGUGGCAUCGGCCGUUGGAGCGAGCACUAGUCGUGGUAUGGGGACGUACUAUGGACAUUUGCUGGCCGCCCCGCUUCGAUGUGAAGGUGUCGAUCCGCGCGACUACCUUCCGCUGGCACAAUAUCAAAGCCGAUACUGCAUCCUAAUCAACGAAUCUGGUCGACGAUUCGCGGACGAAACGCUCGGGGACGAAAUCGUCAAUCAGUAUUUAGCAAGGCAAGAAAAGCGUCGAGGCUUCCUUUUGUUCGAUGAGCGAACAAGACGAAAACAUUGCGUCUCAGCCCUCUUCCCGAACGCGGGCGACGUUGACCGCCUGGAAAAGGCGCGGGCACACGGAUGCAAUGUCGGUAGUGCGUCUACGUUGGAAGGGUUGGUGAGGCUUCUCCAAGACUGGGGAGUGGACGGCAUUCAAGCUCGGCGCACAAUUGAGCAAUAUCACCGCGCCGUUGCACAAGCCGAAUCCGACAUCGCUCUCGAUGCGCCAAUUGGAAAGGGCGGGGAGCCCCCAGAGUCUCUCCUUGAUGGCGAAGGCGGAUUCUAUGCCAUGGAAGUUCAGCCAUCCAUUACGUUUUCAUAUGGCGGGAUCGCUAUCGACAAGUACGGUCAUGCGCUGACUGCCGAUAAGGCGCCGAUUCUAGGCCUGCUUGUGGCUGGCGUGGACGCCGGUGGAUUUAGUAAUCUGGGAUAUGCUGGUGGUCUGGCCCUUGCCUUUGUGACGGGAUUCUGGGCCGCACGGACGGCUGCCCGGGAAUUGAGUUUGAAGGAGCCCAAACUGCCUCCGACAGCAGCUCAAGACAGGGACUUAAUUACGGUCGCUCAUCUAUAG